AUGGCAGAUCCUACAAUGAGGCUUCUCACAGAAGCCCAUCAAAGUGAUAUUGUCACUCUCCGUAAACAGCUGCUGGGCGUCCUGGUUUCCAUGUCUUGGAGGGUGGACAAUGAGGAGACCCUGGAAAGUCCUUCAAGCAACAGGAGAUGGCAUGAAGCCGAUGUUGCUCGCCCUUGCAUAUGUUUAUUUCUGAUGUAUUCUCAAGACAUGUUUGAAUGCCAAGCUGUGAAUGGAGAAAUGCACAAUAAUAUUUCUCCUUUGAUUUGUAGCCCCAAUGUAUGUGCUGUGCUGAAACUCAUUGGAACCAACAAGAAAUACAUGCCGAAUUGCAAACUGUGGUACCAGAAGAAAAUAUGUGGAAAAUCAACCUUUGCCACUUGCCAAUCUUUAUGAGACACUUGGAGUUGUCGGAGCCACCACCACUCAGAUCUAUUCUGCCAGCUCUAACCUGAGUGCUGAAAUCACAGGGCCUGGCAGCUACACAAUCUUUGCCCCCACCAAUGAGGCCUGGGCGUCAUUGCCUGCUGAAGUGUUGGAUUCGUUGGUGAGCAAUGUCAAUAUUGAGCUGCUAAAUGCUCUGCGAUAUCACAUGGUGAAUAAACGAAUCCUAACUGAUGAGCUAAGACACGGACUUUCUCUCCCUUCAAUGUACCAGAAUAUUGACAUCAAGAUUCAUCAUUACCCAAACGGAUUUGUGUUUGGUAAAGGAGGGCUGGUCAAUAACUUUUGCAUUAAUAAGGAUAAUCAUAGACAACACUUGGAUCUGAGUUAUAUAUUACUAAAGCAUACAGGAGAUUGGAAGCCAGGAGAAUCAGCAUUCAGAACAUCAUUGCUUAGUUACAAACUGGGAAAGAAAGCAGCUAAAACUCUGCUGGAGUUGGGGAAGGAAUCCGAUGUUUCAACAUCUAUUGACCUUUUUAGACAAGUUGGUCUCGGUUCACAUCUUACUGGGAAUGAGCGUUUGACAGUCCUGGCUCCUAUCAAUUCUUUCUACAAAGAUCACAGUCCUUCACCAAACAGAAAUUUGCUCCAAAAUCAUAUAAUCAAAGAGCAGCUUUCUUCUAAAUACCUUUUCCAUGGGCAGAAGCUAGAAACUUUGGGUGGCAAAGAACUGAGAGUAUUUGUGUACCGCAAUUACCCUGGUGGCUGCCAUCCAAUCUGCAGGCCUCACUGAAACACUGAAUAGGCCAAGAUCCUUCACAGUGUUUGCACCGACAAAUGAAGCUUUUCAAUCCAUGCCUCAGAGGGAGCUGAACAGACUUAUGGGUAAUGCACAAGAACUUGCCAACAUCCUGAAGUACCACAUUGGGGAUGAAAUUUUAGUGAGUGGAGCAGUUGGUGCUGCUGUAAGAAUCAAGUCUCUGCAGGGUGAUAAACUGGAAGUCAGCUCUCUUCUAGGCAUAAUGAAAGAGGUGAUGAACCCGCAGAUCCUUCUCUUGAAAUCUUCAAGCAUGCUUCUGCAUUAUCCAAGAUUUCGCUAAUGGAUGCUCGACUCGCUCCUGCAUAUUCCAGAUUGUUAGCCAGGAUGAAACAGUAAAGUGACAGCAAAUCUACAUGUCAAGCACAAUCAAGGAUUCAGUUGAUUUUUACUGUGGAAAGCAAAGCCUAAAUUUAAACGGAACAAAACACCACCAUGUAGGUGGAAUGUAUCUUAAUACAGAGGUUAUCUUCUUUUUGAAGUGAAAUAAAAGAAAGAAAAUAAAAGCCAUAUAGCCAGACACAGCCAAACACACCCAUCACUUUAUAAGAUUACUUUGUCCUCAAUAGUAGCGGAUAAUUUAGGAAAUAUCUAUUCCAAAAUUAUUUAGGUCAUAUGAGCUUAAGCAAAGAAAAAACCCUAGUAUAUGUAGGUGCUAUCAAGAAAAGAAACCAGGUGUCAUAUACUAAGCUCAUCCAUUAAACUGUUAGCCCAAUGCCUUUUGCUUCACUGGACAAAAGUUGCCCUAGUUUUCAAAGGAACAGCUUCCCUGUGUUUUCUGAUAGAACUAGUGUCAGUGCCUUAGAUCUUAUGUAUAUAACCUUGCUCAGUUCCAGUGAAUAGGUUUCCUCCAUAAAUUAUUUUUUUCAGUGGUUUCUACGAUUUAUUUGGACUUUAGCUGAGAAAAUGAAGACAUUGAGCACUUAGUCUAAAUAAUUCUCAGGUUGGCUUCCAUUUUGUUUGUCUAUAUUCUCUCUGGAGACCAAAUUGCAAUCCUUAAAACUAUACUUUCAUAUUCACUUCUAAAACAAUUGCUAGAGAUCAAGAGCCUAAACUAUUUUUAUGUUCUUAAGUCCAAUGGGGUGAAUGGUCUUUUUUUUUUUGUAAGGUUCAAACAAUAGGAUUUUGCUUCUAUAUAGUUUUGUCAAGGAAUAUUUUUGGAUAGAGUCAGAGAGCCAUUCAUGUAAAUUUACUGUAUACUGGCGGAAUCAUUACUUUCUCUUUACAUAUUGGGAAUCUUUAAAUUGUAAUGCUCUUUUUAAAAUUGCACUCUUUUUAAACAAAAAUACCGUAGAAUAAACUUUGGGUUUAAGAUUCUAUCUCUAUUUAUGGUUUGAGGCUCACAAUCUUCCCAUCUCUACAAGUUGACCUUCUUCAUAGGUGUCUGGAUAGGGGAAGGGAGGCAAGAGGGGCAAAAAUGACAAAAUGUGCAUUAUGACCUGAUGAUGCACAACUCAUGGGUUUUGUCUUACAUACCUUACACACAUUUCAUAACAGUUUUGCCAUUGACUGUGGUAGAGGAUCUCAAUGACCCUCUUCGUGCCGUUCCAAGGUCUCAUUUGAAUUUUCAGCCCUAGUUAUGUUAUGAAAAGGAAGCCUGAAACUUCAUGAUGAUAAUCAAACCCUUUUCUUCUCAGUUGCAAUAACUUGGAAUUACAUUUGUAUAGACAUAUUUUAUGCAAAGUAAAAUUGAAUUUUGUCAAUUGAAUGUGGCUCUGUCAGUGACAAUCCAAAUCUGGGUUUCUUUCUGCUCUCUCUCUCUCAUAGUGUGCCAUCUCCAGAUCUGAUUUAAAAAAACAACAACCCUU
This is a messenger RNA of Thamnophis sirtalis, 3006 nucleotides long. The record is from RefSeq and is a predicted model, not a curated record. NCBI's taxonomy places the organism in Eukaryota, Metazoa, Chordata, Lepidosauria, Squamata, Natricidae.